This is a messenger RNA of Rubroshorea leprosula, 2198 nucleotides long. NCBI's taxonomy places the organism in Eukaryota, Viridiplantae, Streptophyta, Magnoliopsida, Malvales, Dipterocarpaceae. The record is from the annotation of a GenBank genome assembly.
UUACCAACGAAAAAAAUAGCAGAGAAUAAUUUAUUUGGCUUCCUCCGGUCAGCAGCAAGCUCGGCGAGGACCGUACCCUUUCGCCGCCCGCCGUUCGCCGUGCUUUUUAACGGUCGUUUCCCUCUAGUAUAUUCUUCUCUUUUCUCAAGAUUGUUCCGUCGUGGUUGUUUCCCGGACUUGGGUUUCCGUUUCUUCCGGAAUCUUCAGAACCGAUUCCUUCCAUGGAUCUCGCAAUUCCUUCUCCUCCGUUUCUGUUCAAACCUCAGAACCUGCUACGACCUUCACUCCUCCAUAGCUUGAACUUCGAAUCUAGAGUCUUCGCCAAGAAACCGUUAAUUUCGCGCCAAAACAGUCGGAUCAGAGCGCAGUUCUUGGAUCAGAAGGUUGACGAAGGCUUUGUCCUCGAAGACGUUCCUCACCUGACUAAUUUCCUUCCCGAUUUGCCGUCAUACCCAAACCCUCUACAAAAGAGCCAAGCAUAUGCCAUUGUCAAGAAAACAUUUGUCAGUCCAGAAGAUGUGGUUGCCAAAACUAUUGUUGUUCAAAAGGAUAGUCCCAGAGGAGUACAUUUUCAUCGAGCAGGGCCUCGAGAAAAGGUCUAUUUCAAGUCAGAUGAGGUGCGUGCUUGUAUAGUAACAUGUGGAGGCUUGUGCCCAGGGAUCAACACAGUCAUUCGGGAGAUUGUAUGUGGCUUGAACUAUAUGUAUGGUGUCAGUGAUAUACUUGGUAUUGAGGGAGGAUAUAGAGGCUUUUACUCAAAAAAUACGUUGACGUUGACACCUAAAGUUGUGAAUGAUAUUCAUAAACGUGGUGGCACCUUUCUUCGCACUUCACGAGGAGGUCAUGAUACCCAGAAGAUAGUUGAUAACAUCCAGGACAGGGGAAUCAAUCAGGUGUAUAUUAUUGGAGGAGAUGGUACCCAAAGAGGAGCAGCUCUGAUUUACAAGGAAGUUGAGAAACGUGGUCUUCCAGUAGCAGUUGCUGGAGUCCCCAAGACUAUUGAUAAUGAUAUUGCAGUGAUAGACAAAUCCUUUGGUUUUGAUACUGCUGUUGAAGAAGCUCAGAGGGCCAUCAAUGCUGCACAUGUGGAGGUAGAAAGUGUGGAAAAUGGAAUUGGUAUUGUGAAACUCAUGGGCAGAUACAGUGGUUUCAUCGCUAUGUUUGCAACCUUGGCAAGUCGAGAUGUGGAUUGUUGCUUGAUUCCAGAGUCUCCAUUCUAUUUGGAAGGAAGAGAUGGACUCUUUGAGUUUAUUGAGCUACGGUUAAAAGAGAAUGGGCAUGUAGUUAUUGUUGUUGCAGAAGGGGCUGGGCAGGAAUAUGUUGCUCAAAGCAUGCUUGCAUCUGAGCGAAAAGAUGAAUCAGGAAACAGGUUGCUCCUUGAUAUUGGUCCUUGGUUAUCUCAAAAGAUUAAGGAUCAUUUUACGGAGGACAAUAAGAUGCCGAUAAAUUUGAAAUACAUUGAUCCAACAUAUAUGAUACGAGCCAUUCCAAGUAAUGCAUCAGACAACAUUUACUGCACUCUUCUGGCCCAAAGUGCUGUUCAUGGGGCCAUGGCUGGGUACACUGGCUUCACUGUUGGACCUGUGAAUAGCAGACAUGCUUAUAUUCCAAUAGCUCGGGUGACUGAGAGAACAAACACUGUGAAGUUGACUGAUAGGAUGUGGGCAAGACUUCUUGCAUCUACAAAUCAGCCUAGUUUCUUCAGUAGUGAUGAGUCAGUUCAAGAAGUUACUGGAGAAACGUUUGAUAUGAUCAACAACAAGAGCACAUUCACUUAGAUUUCAUGGAUGGGAGCUAAAAUUAAGGCAGGUCAGUGAGGCAUCUAUUGCUUCUAGUUAUUGUUGUGAAAGCCUUUGAGCUUGAUAUUCUGAAGAGCCAUAAUUUAUCCUAAACAGCCUUUCUUAUGUAGUCAACAUACGAUCCACCAUAUAGCUUGUGCUAAUGGUAACUAUUUUAUUUGUUUACCGUUUGAUUUGCAUAUUUUAAGAAUUUGUUGUCUAGUGAGACAUUCUUAAUAAUGUAUGUAAUUGACGUCUAACAGCACUUUUUUGUCAAUUUAUAGGAGAGUGAAUGUAGAUAUUUCAGAUGAAUUGAUUCAAAUAAUUCGAUUCUGUUUAUUCAGAAAAUAAUAAUAAUAAUAAUUCAAUUCUGUUUAAAAUUGUUCAACUUAUCUUUUCAAAUCAAGCAUUCUGUUUCCA